AUGGAAGAGGCCGUGGAAGUGCGGCUGCACAGGGACGUGGAAAACUUCUUUGCCGAAUGCUCCGAGCUGGUUGUAAGGGACCUCGCGCAGAGCCAGGUCCUACUGGGCCAAGUUACAAAACCCGGAUCGGAGGUUUUGUCAUCUCCCAGAGGCCUGCCGACGCAAAGCCCGGUGGAGAAGGCCCAGGUGAAGCAGCUCUUCAGCUUCCAUGCGCCACAGGCCCGGGGUGUCGUUUUGCUUUCGCCUGGGCCGCCGGGCGUGCGGCCAGAGCUCGCUUUGACGAUGGCCGGGGAGCUCAAGGAAGCUUGGGUAGCCGAGGCGCUGUCCAUGGUCCACCCUGAGCUGACGAGGAUGAUCAUGACAGCCUUCGGCCCUCAAGAAGCGGUCGAGGAGGCGGCCCGAGCUCUGCAGAAGCUGCUCCCGGCCAUUUCCUGGACCCCCACAAGGGUUAUAACGGCCAUGGAGCUCUCAGCACCAAGUCUUGAAGUCGCAGAGCCCCCAGCUGGGCAGAUGCUUCGCGUGCUCCCUGUCAAGGAAGAGCCUCUGCAAGCUGUUCCUGCCGGCCUCUGCCACGAAAUGCUCUUUGCGGAGGAGGCAGUGGUAGAAAAGCUGACGGACUACCAUGUGGCCUUCAAAAAGGAUGUCGGCCUAUAUGACCCUGAAGAAACACGGGAAUGGCACCGACAGGCCACCGAGGCUUUAAUUGCCACGUGCGAAGUUUAUGUGUGGCAGGUGGGCUCUGACAUUGCCACCAUCUCGGUUGCUGCUAGAGCUCUGGCAGAUGUUGGGCGUGGGAUCACGAUGGUGUACACAUCGCCACCGCACCGAAGGCGGGGCUGCGCCGCGGCGUUGGUCACAGCGAUUGGGGCUGCCCUCAACAAGCGAGGCCUUCGGACGUGCCUCAACGCAGAUGCAGGGGGAGCGUAUGGUGCGAAGAGCCUCUACGCAAGCCUCGGCUUCGCAAACCAAGGCCUGAUGCAGCAAGUGCGCUUCUCUGAAUGUGCGCCCGAGCCGUGUGCCUGA
This is a messenger RNA of Symbiodinium sp. CCMP2456, 1023 nucleotides long. Lineage: Eukaryota; Dinophyceae; Suessiales; Symbiodiniaceae. The record is from the annotation of a GenBank genome assembly.